AUGUCAAAGCAAAUAAAUAAUAAUAGUAAGAAUAGUGCAAACACCGAUGACGAUUUCGAAUUUUAUCAUGAAUUUUCAAGAGAAAAAGUUAAAAUUAUAGUUCAUAUCAUUACUGAUGAAUUAAAGACAAAUGGUGUAAACGUUGAAUACCUUUUUUUGCCAUUUAGACCAGAACAAACAAAUGAAAAAUUAUUAAAAUUAUUAAAUAAAUUAUUCCCAUUAGGUAAUGAAAAAAUUAUCACUGAUACGAAAUCUAUUAAAAAAACUAUUUCGCAUGCAGAUUCUUUCACUUUAUUUCAAGUCCUGAAAUAUAUUUGGUGUAGAUUACCCAAUGGUGAAAUUAUUGGCUGGAAAUCUUAUUUAGAAUUUAAAGCAAGGGAAAAAUAUGCAAACUAUCCUCAAAAGGCUUUCUUGGAAAUUAUGCCAAAAUGUUUAUCAUCCUCAAAUCAUGCUUCAAUUGUAUAUGAUUUCUUGGAUUUAAUAGUCACAAUAGCAUCAAAUUCAAAAAUUAAUAAAUUAAGUGCAAGAAAGAUUUCAAAAAUGUCAGCAAUUUGGGCAUUCAAUAAUAAAGAAUUUCCAAGAAAUCUUAGUGAUGAAAACAUAAAUCUACCAGAAUUUAACGAUAAUUCCAUCCAAGAUGGUUUCCAACAAUGGAUUCCAGCGUCAGAUGCAAUGUUUCAUUUAUUAUUAGCCUUUUUGAAAAGUUUCUUACCGGAUGAUGCAAAUGAAACUGAUACAUAUAAUAAACUGCCGCGUAAUUUGAAAAGCUUACUGAUAAAUAAUGAAUAUCCUCCAGUAUUGAAAUCAACUGCAUACACUUCCGAAACAAUAUUAACUAUUCCAUUAGUUACAUUAUUCACAAAUCAAUUUUCCAGAAAACCUUGGGAAUUAUUAGAAAGAUGUAAUAAUCUUUUGGAUUUUAAUGAUCACAAUUCUUUUGAAGCAAGGGAAGAUUACGCUUUGUUGAAAUCUUUGUUCAAUAAAAAACAUAAUAUAGAAGGAAUAAGUAGAAAAAUGUCACAAGAAUCAAGAAGAAUUAUGAAGCUAAUUCAAACCAAACAUUCAACUUUCCAAGCAGGUUGGGGAAAAAGAUCUUGCAGUCCAGAUUCUUCAAAAUCUUUGAAAGAAAACAUUGAAGUUAGUAGGGUAGAUAUUGAUGAUUAUUUUAUAUGGACUUGGCUAUCUUCUUUAUCAAACGAACAAACUUCUGAGAAAAAAAGACUAUUUGGUAGAUCAUUAAUAAUUGAAUUUGAAUUCGACGGUUUGAAAAAAUGGGUGGUGUUCCAAGAAUGUGAUAUUAAUUUAGUACCUAAUUCUGAAUCAACCAGAGGCAGAUUUGAAGAAGAAGCUUCAAUUCCUAAUAUAACUCCAGUUCAAAUUAUAGAACCAGAAACAAAUUCAAAUGAUACAAACUUAAUUCAACAACAGCGGGAUGCAUCGUCGUCUUCGGGCAUCUCGAGUAAUUCCAAUAAUAGUAUGUAUCAUACUGUAAUUAAAAAAGAAGCAUUAAACAACAAUAAUAAUAAUAAUCAUAAAAAUAAUUUGCAUGUAUUAGAACAGAAAAUUUCAAAAUGGAACCCACUGAGUAAACUAAGGAAAGAAAGCAGUAAUAAUACCAGUUCAAGUAAAGAAGCAGGGUCUGGUUCUAACUCUUCUUUGGAGAUACAUGAACCUAUAAAGAAGAAGGAGAAAGACAGUAAUAAGACAAAGAAUAAGCAUAACAAUAAUGUUAACCCAUAUGUUGCAAACUCACUACCUGAUAACAAUGAUAAUAUGCAGAAUAAAUCCCAAAUUAAUGUUGGUCAAACUUAUAACAACAAUAUUGGCGAUAGUUAUAAUCCCCCACUAAAGAACGAAAAGAGAAGUGAUAGAGUUAUUAGCCAAUACAGCAUGCUAAACCCAGAAAAAUAUCAGUUGCCUAAUAUUGAAAGAGAUGAAGACGGGUUUAAAAUCGAUUUACCAGAAAUUAAUGAUUAUGAUGAAAUUUCGAGAUUAGUUGUGGACCAGAAAUUGAACUCAAAUGCCAAGCCAAAUAGUAAUAGAAACUCUCCAAGGAAAUCAAGAUCACCUGAAAGAAAUGGUUAUCAGGUUCAAGAAAGUUAUCAAACUACAGGACAAGAUUCUAGGGUUGUUAAUACUGCUCGUCCAAAUACUAUGGAUGAGUUGAGUGUUAUGGUUGAACAAAUGAUUGAAAUUGAGAAGACAAAUAUUGAAGACAGUAUCCCUAUUUCGAUCUCUAAUGGUGAACCCUCAGGAGAUGAAUCUUAUGGUUCUAUAAUGAAAUUUGAUCAAUAUAAGCCAUCGGAACCUAAGAAGCUAGAAAGUUUGAGGAGUAAGAAUUCAAGUACAAGUCUAAGUUCAAGGCCCUCUCCGCAACCUGUAGAUACAUAUAAUAUCACUGGGCAGACAAAUUCUUCUUUAUCAGUGAACAACCCACAAUACGUAACAUCUGGAGAAUCAUCUGAAUCUCCGGUUUCAAGAUCACCUAUAAGAAAUGAAAGAGAAAGAUCUCCUGUAGAGGGUGCUAUUCGUGGAUCUGCACAACAGAACACUAGUGGCUAUUCGAUAUAUUCUGAUAACUCAUCUAAUCAAUAUUCAGGUCGUGGAUAUAUUGACGGACAAUCUCAACCUAACUCAUUCACUAGUGAUGAUUACAGAAACCAUUCACCAGAAAGAAUGCCUCGUCAAAAGUCUCCUGUUAGGGCUGGUAGAUACCAAGAUCCGUAUGUAAAUGAAAGACAAGUGAACUAUCAAGAGAUACCAAACCUUCAAAAUAAUAGGAACCAAAAUCAAAUGGACGUCAACAGUAAUAACCAUAGAGAGACCUCUCCAGUGAGAAAUGGGCAAUUGAAUAAUCAUGUACCUCAAGUCCCAAAUGAUACCAGAAAAUUUCCUAGUGAUCCUAGAGUAGCCAACCAACCAUAUAAUAACGGUGAAUCUAAUUCUUCCAAAACUUAUCUGAAUGAAAGAGGAGAUAUCGAAAAUAACAAAUAUGAUGAGGGAAAGGGAAGGAUUGAUCACGUUCAACAGCAAGGAUUUAAUCAAGUUGGCCAACCUAGGGUAAAUAAAGGACCAGUACAAAAUCCUCCAUCUGUGCCUGUGCCACAAAUGAAUGGUUAUACUGGUAAUACGGUAGGUGAAAGUCCUAGACAGACACAAGAUACACGUCAAGCUAUUCCGAAUCAGAACUAUCAAAAUCAAGGUAGAACUCCAAACGUGGGGCCUCAACCAAAUAAUUUUGUACCUGGUGUAAAUUCACAAAUUCCAACUCAACCUUCUAGAAGUCCGCAACCUAUAAACAAUCCUCCAAGGCAACCUAACAUGGGUAAUCAACAAUCGUAUAAUCCAAAUAUGAUGCCUCAGGCAGAUUACACACAGCAAAAUUUUCAAAAGCAAGGAUAUCAGCAACAAGGUUUUCAACAGGCAGUACCAAAUCACCAUGGGCCUCCAAAAGGUUAUCAACAACCUGGGCCAAAAUAUAAUGUUCCUCAACAGGGAAAUUAUCAAAAUGGAGGUUAUCAGAAAGGCAGCUAUCAGCAAGGAAAUUACCCACAAUCUCACAAUGUACAAAUGAAACCUCCUAAUAACCGUCACAGUAUGAACAUGGCUGGAGCUAUGCCAGGUCCACAGAUGCAAUUGAAUGGAAGCCCUGGUUUUCCUAAUAAAGGAGUGUCACCUCAAAUGCACCCAUCUCAGCAAGGAAAUUUCAACCAUCCAAGUGGCCCAGUGAGACAAAACCAGUUCCAACAAAUGCACAAUAAUCCUCAAAGUGCUAACAAUUUCGAUGCUUACAAUAUUCCAAGUAAUGCUAAUGGUCACAACAAAUUACACAGCAAUAAUAUCAAUAAAACCCAGGGUAGGAAACAGUUGUAUAACGACAUUAGAAGUGGUAAUUUUGGAAUUUAA
This is a messenger RNA of Vanderwaltozyma polyspora DSM 70294, 3906 nucleotides long. RefSeq lists its product as uncharacterized. Lineage: Eukaryota; Fungi; Ascomycota; Saccharomycetes; Saccharomycetales; Saccharomycetaceae. Bases 1 to 3906 code for a protein of 1301 amino acids. The transcript has a single exon. Gene Ontology annotation, cellular component: cellular bud tip; cellular bud neck. The record is from RefSeq and is a predicted model, not a curated record.